AUGUCCAUAAUGCGUAACUCCAAUUACGACCAAAGUUUCAAGGAAGGAGAUUUGGUGUGGUGUAAGAACACAUCGUCCACAAAUGACCAAAUCAAUAUGAUGUACAAUUUAUGUCGUGUAAUUGACGUAAAAUGUGAUAAUCAAAUAUUAUUAUCUAAAUAUAAUGAUUACAGUGAUUAUGUGUUUCUUGCUGACUCUGAAAAUUUAAGUAAAGCGAAUUAUUUAUUUUCAUUAGAUCAAAAUGAUAUGAUGAAAUUAAGAUAUAUUAAUGAACCAUCAGUAUUAUAUCACUUAAAAGAAAGGUUUAAGAACAAUAAAUAUUAUACAAAAAUGGGACCAUUAUUAAUUUUUAUUAAUCCUAAAAUUAGCAAUAAUAUUAAUAAUGAAGAAACAAUUGAAAAAUAUAAAUGUAUAGAUUGUAUAGAAGAUUUAAGCUUAAAUGAAUACCACGUUGUACAUAAUGCCUUAAAAAAUUUAAAUGAAUUAAAAAGAAAUCAGUCUAUUAUUAUAUCUGGAGAAUCUGGGUCAGGGAAAUCUGAAAUAGCUAAAAACAUCAUAGAUUUUAUUGCUUACCGAGUAAAAGGUAGCCGACGACUUCCAACCAUGUUCCCUAUGAUAGACAAAAAUGAAGUAAUAGAAGAAAAUGAAACUGAUGCUUAUGAGAAUAAUGUAAACGAUCAAGAAGAAGACAAUAUCCAUAACGAAGAAAAUACAAUAUAUCAAUUUAACAUGUCUGAAAUGCUCAAACACGUAAACGUAGUGAUGGAAGCCUUUGGAAAUGCUGUCACUGUAGAUAACAAAAAUUCAAGUCGAUUUUCUAAAUUUUGUACAAUACAUAUAGAAAAUGAAGAAAUAAAAUCAUUUCAUAUAAAGAAAUUUUUAUUAGAUAAAGAAAGGUUAAUAAAUAGAAAAGCAAAUGAAAAUUCAUUUAAUAUAUUUUAUUACAUGAUAAAUGGAUCAAGUGAUAAAUUUAAGAAGAUGUAUUUUUUAAAAAGUAUAGAAAAUUAUUCUAUGUUAAAUAAUGAAAAGGGCUUUGAAAAAUUUUCUGAUUAUUCAGGAAAAAUUUUAGAAUUAUUAAAAUCAUUGAAUUAUAUAUUUGAUGAUGAUAAAGAAAUCGAUUUUAUUUUCUCAGUACUAUCUGCAUUAUUAUUAUUAGGAAAUACAGAAAUUGUAAAAGCAUUCCGUAAAAAGUCUUUACUUAUGGGAAAAAAUUCAUGUGGACAAAAUAUAAACUAUGAGACCAUAUUAAAUGAAUUAGGAAAUUCAGAAGAUAUUGGAUUAGAUGAAAAUGUUAAAAAUUUAUUAUUAGCAUGCAAAUUAUUAAGUUUUGAUAUAGAAACCUUUGUAAAAUACUUUACAACUAAUUAUAUAUUUAAUGAUUCUAUACUUAUAAAGGUGCAUAAUGAAACAAAAAUUCAAAAAAAAUUAGAAAAUUUUAUAAAAACAUGCUACGAAGAAUUAUUUAAUUGGAUUAUAUAUAAAAUCAACGAAAAAUGUACACAAUUAGAAAAUAUAAAUACAAAUACCAAUUACAUAAAUAUAUUAGACAUGGCAUAUUUUGAAAAUUCCAAAGAUAACUCAUUAGAACAAUUAUUAAUUAAUACGACAAAUGAAGAAAUAAUUAAAAUUAAAAACAAUUGUCUCUACAAACAAGUAGUGCUUUCAUAUAAUGAGGAUGGAAUAUUUUGUGAAUACAAUAUGGAAAAUAUAGACAAUGAACCUUUAUACGAUUUAUUGGUUGGUCCAACAGAAGGAUCCUUAUUCUCACUUUUGGAAAAUGUUUCCACAAAAACAAUAUAUGACAAAAGUAAUUUACACGCGUCUAUAAUACGAAAAUUUAGCCGUAAUUCAAAAUAUAUUAAAAAAAAUGAUAUAACUGGAAAUAAAAAAACAUUUGUCAUCACCCAUUCUUGUGGAGAUAUAAUAUACAAUGCAGAAAAUUUUGUUGAAAAAAAUAUAGACAUAUUAACAAAACGUUUUAUUGAUAUGGUUAAACAAUCAGAAAAUGAAUAUAUGCGACAAUUUUGUAUGUUUUAUAAUUAUGACAAUUCAGGAAAUAUUGUAGAAGAAAAAAGAAGAUAUAGUAUACAAUCUGCUCUUAAAUUAUUUAAAAGGGGAUAUGAUACCAAAAACCAAAUGGCUGUUAGUUUAUUAAGAAAUAAUUUAACAGAAUUAGAAAAACUUCAACAUACCACUUUUUGCCAUUUUAUUGUUUGCAUGAAACCUAACGAAAGUAAAAGAGAAUUAUGUUCAUUUGAUGCUAACAUAGUAUUGCGACAAGUUAGAAAUUUUAGCAUUGUUGAAGCUUCACAAUUAAAGGUCGGAUAUUAUCCUCACAAAUUCACCUUAAACGAGUUUCUCUCCAUUUUUGACAUAAAAACAAAAACCAUUGAUGAAGAAAAUGCAGAAGAUCAAUGUGAAGUUGUCGAUGUGAAAAAUGAAAAUGCAGAAGAUCAAUAUGAAGUUGUCGAUGUGAAAGUUGAGCAAGAUGAAGAUGCAGAUGUAGAAGAGAAAGUUGAGCAAGAUGAAGAUGUGAAUGUAGAAGAGAACGUCGACCAAUAUGAGAAUGUGGAAGAGAACGUCGAACAAUAUGAGAAUGAAGAAGAAAACGUCGAACAAUAUGAGAAUGAAGAAGAAAACGUCGAACAAUAUGAGAAUGUGGAAGAGAACGUCGAACAAUAUGAGAAUGAAGAAGAGAAAGUUGAACAAUCUGAGGAUGUAGAAGAAAAAUCAAAUGAAUAUCUCAAAGAAAAAGUUGAAGCUCUAAUAAAAUCAUAUCAAAUAAACAACUACGAAUGGAUGAUAGGAAAUAAUAUGGUUUUCAUUAGCAAUUAUUGCUUAAGAUUAUUAAUUAUUAAUAUCUUUCCUAAAUAUGAACAUUUUAAUAUUUCUUAUGAACAACAUAUUGAACAUAUGAAAAAAUCAGCACUAUAUAAUCUAAAUGAUGUAUCUAAUUUAGAAUGUGUAAAAUUUGAUGAUGAAUAUAUCGAACAAGAAAUUGAUACUCCAAAUAAUGAUAAAACAUGCUCUGGAAAUAUUUUAAGAGACGAUAUUCAGUCAAAUAAAGAAGACAAACCAAAAAAAGGAAGUAAAAAUAGGCUUAGUCAAUUAUAUCAAUUUUUUGGAUUCAAAAAAUCCAGCAAAUCUGAAGAAAAGAAAAAUUCUAUUAAAAAAGUGGUUGAAGAACAAAUAGUUUUGAAAGAAGAUGAAAACGAUACCAAUCCCAUUGACGAUAAAUGCAAUGAAAAUAUAGAUAAAAAUUCUAAUAAAAAUAAUUUUGAAAUAUUAGAUAUUGUAAAUAAAAACAAAAUCAAGAUAAAUGAAUCCAUAAAGCAAUUCUUUAAUUUUUAUAAUUGUUGUAAGCCAUAUGCUAUUUGUACUAAAGGAUAUGAAAAUUUAUGCUACACCAGCUUUGCCAAGAGGCUGACCAUGGGAAGUGACAUUUUUCAGAGUAUCGAAACGGAAAAAUACCAAGCCAUCCAAGAUCUCUUUGGUGAAAAAGUUAGUGAACAAGAGAAUGCAGCUAGCGAAGCGGUUGAAAAGGUUGAAGUUGAAGAAGUUAAAGAACUUGAAAAGGUUGAAGAAUUUGAAAAAGUUGAAGAAUUUGAAAAAGUUGAAGGAGCUAAAGAACUUGAAAAAGUUGAAAAAGUUGAAGAAGUUGAAGAAAUUGACGAUGUUGAAGAAGUCGAAGAAAUUGAAUUUACAAAGGAAGCUUCUGAGGGCCCUGUCGAGGGAAUUGAAACGGCGAACGCCGAAACAAUUGGAGAGGAUAUUUGUGAGGACAUCGAACCUAUGAAUGAAGAAUCUAAUAAAAACCAAAAAAAUAACGGGCAAAAUAAAAAAAAAAAACGAAGAAGAAGACGAAAAAGAAAAAGCACUUCAACUGUGAAGAGCGAACCGAUAGACCAAAAGGAAGAACUUCCUGUAGGGGCUAUACCAAAUGAAACUGAAGACAAAGAAGUUUCCGUAGAAACAGAACCUGUAGUAGAAGUAGAAAAUGUAGGAGAAGAAGAAAAUGCAGUUGAAGUAGAAUCCGUAAUAAAAGUAGAAAAUGUAUUUGAAGUAGAAUCCGUAGUAGAAGUAGAAAGUGCAGUAGACGUAGAAAAUGCAGUAGAAGUAGAAAAUGCAGUAGACGUAGAAAAUGCAGUAGAAGUAGAAAAUGUAGCUGAAGUAGAAUCCGUAGUAGAAGUAGAAAGUGCAGUAGAAGUAGAAAAUGCAGUAGAAGUAGAAAAUGUAGCUGAAGUAGAAUCCGUAGUAGAAGAAGAAAAUGCAGUUAAAGUAGAAAAUGUAGCUGAAGUAGAAUCCGUAGUAGAAGAAGAAAAUGCAGUUAAAGUAGAAUCUGUAGAAGAAGUAGAAAAUGUAGGAGAAGACGAAAAUGCAGUUGAAGUAGAAUCCGUAAUAGAAGUAGAAAAUGUAUUUGAAGUAGAAUCCGUAGUAGAAGAAGAAAAUGCAGUUGAAGUAGAAUCAGUAGGAGAAGAAGAAAAUGCAGUAGAAGUAGAAAAUGUAGCUGAAGUAGAAUCCGUAGUAGAAGAAGAAAAUGCAGUUAAAGUAGAAUCUGUAGAAGAAGUAGAAAAUGUAGGAGAAGAAGAAAAUGCAGUCGAAGUAGAAAAUGUAUUUGAAGUAGAAUCCGUAGUAGAAGUAGAAAAUGCAGCUGAAGUAGAAUCCGUAGUAGAAGAAGAAAAUGCAGUUGAAGUAGAAUCUGUAGGAGAAGAAAAACAAACCGUUACAGUAGAGGAUGUAACCAAUGAAAUCAAAGAAGAUGAUGGUGAAGUAAGCAUGGAACAGAAUGUGAUGAUAUAUGUAGAAGAAGUUGGAACAAAGGAAAAUAUAAACGAAAUAGAAAUAAACGAGAAUGAAGAAAUUUCAAUCGAUGAAAAUGAAAAUUUAAAAGUCAUAAAUUGUGAAUUAAAUGAAAUGAGCGAAACAGAAGAAUCUAUAGAAAAAGAAAAUCCAAAUGAAAAUAAUUGUGAUGAUGAUGAAAAUAAAUUAUUUGAAAAUAAUAAAGAGACACAACAAGAUAUAAAUAAUACAUUAAAUGACGAAACUAAAGUUUCUGAUGAUGAUGAAAGUCGUAGAAACAGUGCAACAGAUUACCUUAAAAUGAUAUUAUCAAUAGAAAAGGAAGAUUUUAAUAAUGUUAUAAAUUUUAAUAAUUAUGAAAAUGGAAAAUUCAAACAAUUUAUAUCUUGUUAUAAUAAUUUAAAUAAUGUAAGUUUUGAAGAAUAUUUUAAAAAUGUAAAUUUAUCUAAUUAUAUAGAUCACAUAGAAGCUUUACGUAAAUAUGGACCAGAAUUUGCACAAUCUACAAAUAAAGAUAUAUUAUUAAAUAAUUUAAAUGAUUUAUUUGUAUAUAAAUCUAAAGAAAAGGAAAGUUUUAUGACAAUAUUAAAAAAUAUGGCUACAGUUAUGGAAAAUGUCCAUGGAAAAAAAUGGAACAUAUUAAUGACUGGAUCAGAUUACUAUUUUAAAUCAUAUUUAUAUAAUGAGGAUAAAAUUAUUUAUGCUAAUAGUAAUAACGAUUUUAGUGAUAAAAUAACUUAUAAUUAUGAAGAGGAUAAAUAUGACAAUGAAAUUAAAAAUAAUGAUAUCAAUAAAACAGAUGAAAAUAAAAGACAUAGUUUGAGUUACACACCAAUAGUUGAAUACUUGUCUUUAUCAGGUGUAAAUAAAAAUAUACAUGAAAUAUGUAUAUCUAAUAAUUUAGAUAAAAAAUAUUUUAAUGAAAAAUAUGAAAUAUUAUGUUUUAGAUCAAAAACUGUUAGUAGAUUAGAUUAUAUGAAUGCUAAAUCAUUUUAUACAUCUAUUAAUUACAAAAAAGUAAAGACAAGAUGUUUAACAUUAACACAUAUAGAUUUCACAUAUAUGGAAGAUCAAAUGAAAACUAAUUUUAAGCAGCAUGUUAUUAAUGAAUUUAUAAAUAACCCCAAUAUAAGUAUGGAUGAUUUAUCUGACAGUUUACUGAAAUUAGCUACUUAUUUCUAUCCUAGCAAUAAAGGUACAUGGUGUGUAUUCAUAUCAAAAAGACGAUCUUUUACUGGAUCCAUUAAUGUUGUUAAAAAUAGAUAUUUAAGAAUGACUGUUAAAAAUAAAAACAGAAAAUAUAACAUUAUCAUAUUCGAGACUCCUGUAUGA
Molecule: messenger RNA, 6132 nt
Organism: Plasmodium yoelii
Lineage: Eukaryota; Apicomplexa; Aconoidasida; Haemosporida; Plasmodiidae
Product: myosin E, putative
Exons: 1
Coding region: 1-6132 (2043 amino acids)
Biological process (GO): vesicle transport along actin filament; actin filament organization
Cellular component (GO): cytoplasm; actin cytoskeleton; myosin complex
Molecular function (GO): actin filament binding; microfilament motor activity; ATP binding
Source: RefSeq, a predicted model, not a curated record